AUGGCUGAGUUAAAUAAUGGUAAAGACGCCAUGAAUGGCUUAAAUGAUGAGAGUGCAACGUCAUUGGUUGAUGCAGUUGCUUUGUAUUCGGAGCGAGCUAAUGGAUUAUUAGAAACAACCACAACAGCUAACCAAACUGGUAGCUACCAAGCACCAGCAUUCGAUAACAAUAAUAAUGAUAACGAUAACCAAAACCAGCUUAAACAAAAAAAUUUACUUUUGACUGAUCAAUAUAACAAUAAUAACGAUGUGCAUUCUUCGACAAUGCCAGGAACUGCUUCUACGCAAUCAACGGUGCUGAUCUCUACAGUUGGUGGUGUGGUAGUUCCCCAAGAAGAACCAUUUUAUGUCAAUGCUAAACAAUAUCACAGAAUUUUAAAAAGACGAAUAGCAAGAACAAAGCUCGAGGAAAACUUGAAGUUGUCAAGGGCGAGGAAGCCAUAUUUACAUGAAUCAAGACAUAAGCAUGCUAUGAGAAGGCCAAGGGGUCAAGGUGGGAGGUUCUUAACUGCCGCAGAAAUUGCUGAAAGGGAUAAAGAGGAAGAAGAAAAAAGAUUACAAGAGGAACAAGGGAAAAUAAUUCUGGAAGAAGAAAAAAGACCUCAAGAAGCCAUUCAGCAGCUGCAAAGCCUUAAUAACAGUUUGAGCAGUAUUCCUUCUAGGAAUAGUAUCUACAGCAACAUUCAAGAAAAUGGUAACAAUGAUAUCAACGGUAGCACCGCCUUGAAUAAUGAAAACAACAACAUUGCAAUCAAAAAUGAGGUGACUGAAGCCAUGUAG
Messenger RNA from Saccharomycopsis crataegensis, 780 nucleotides. RefSeq names its product transcription activator HAP2 (gene HAP2). Bases 1 to 780 code for a protein of 259 amino acids. Lineage: Eukaryota; Fungi; Ascomycota; Saccharomycetes; Ascoideales; Saccharomycopsidaceae. Gene Ontology annotation, biological process: regulation of transcription by RNA polymerase II. Gene Ontology annotation, molecular function: DNA-binding transcription factor activity, RNA polymerase II-specific. The transcript has a single exon. Gene Ontology annotation, cellular component: CCAAT-binding factor complex. The record is from RefSeq and is a predicted model, not a curated record.